Messenger RNA from Mangifera indica (mango), 1107 nucleotides. Its product is annotated as phosphopantothenoylcysteine decarboxylase subunit VHS3-like. The record is from RefSeq and is a predicted model, not a curated record. The transcript has 2 exons. Bases 207 to 812 code for a protein of 201 amino acids. NCBI's taxonomy places the organism in Eukaryota, Viridiplantae, Streptophyta, Magnoliopsida, Sapindales, Anacardiaceae.
AUAUUAUUUCAUCCUAGCCGUCCAAUCUCUUGACACGUCAUCAAUCCGCGUGAACCCUGCGUUUCAGCGGCUCAGAUCACAGUUGCAGAAACUACUGGUACAACGAACGAACAAGCUCCUAUCCUCGCCUCUCUUCCCCUGUUUUGCAAAAUUUUUCCUAGAAAAAAUUUAAAAUUUUCUCGAGAAAGUUUGUUCAAGCUUUCGACAUGGAGGAAGAGAAGAAAAUUCAACUCGAAACUGAAGAAAAGGAAGAUAUAAUUCUUUCGAGUGAAGGAAGUGAAGAAGAUGCUGAGACAGAGACAAAGGACGGUGCAGAGGAAGAAGAAGACGGAGAUAACGAUGACGACGAAGAUGGCGACGAUGAUGAUGACGACGACGAUGGAGAAGACGAAGAGGAAGUAGAUGACGACGAUGAAGUGCAGGUUUUGCACUCAACUAGUGGACCGCCGGUUCAUUCAGCUGACGAUGAGGAAGACGAUGACGAUGAUGAUGACGACGAGGAUGAUGACGGUGAGGGAGACGACGACGACGAUGACGAUGACGACGAUGAUGAUGAAGACGGUGAAGAAGAGGAGGAUCUGGGAACCGAAUACCUUGUCCGGCCAGUAGGUCGUGCUGAAGAUGAGGAAGAUGCCAGUGAUUUUGAACCAGAAGAGAACGGUGAUGAUGAAGAAAUCAAUGAAGAAGAUGAGGAUGAUGAGGGUGCCGGAAAGGUUGAGGCUCCACCUAAAAGGAAACGAACAGAUAGGGAUGAUUCGGACAAUGAUGACGAUGAUGGUGGAGAGGAUGAUGAGAGACCAUCCAAGCGAUAGGGCUUGGCCCCGUUGUGGUUUGAGGACUGACCAUUGACAUAUAGGUCAAUCUCUGUCCCUCUAUCUUAAAACCAUCUUCCUCUCUGUAGAAAGAAGGAUAGGAUUGUGAUUUUCGGUCCUGUAUUAUCAUCUUGAUUACUGUUUAGGUUAUAUGUUCAUCUGGGUAAUGCAUAGUUAUGUUGCGGUUUCUGAAAACUAUUUGAUACAUCUGGUUUAGAAUUUGUGUAAGUUAUGGUUCUUAGAUAAGUUGUACACUCUUAAAAAUUUUCUAUUAGGUUUACUGCAGAUUUCUAGA